GCCCGCGGGACGAACCGCCGUAGCCGCCGAGCCGAGCCUCGGCCGGUGCCCCCGCUGCGGGCCCGGGCGGGAGGAUGGGGCUGAAGAUGCAGAGCGGCAGCAGGCGGAGCCGAGCGGGUGAACACUCAGCUGUUAUUCCCAGAUGUGGUCCAGCAAGUCCACUUAGAGGACAAUUAAGUACUAAGAGUAAUGCUUUCUGCAUUGAGUCCACUCGAAGUCUAAUUAACCAAUACCUGAUCAGAGAUAACAUGGUGGUUCAUUACAACAGAAUCCUUUCAGCCAAAGCAGUUGUAGAUUGCUCARUGCCCAAAAGUAGGUUGAGCAGCAUCAAAUUUGCUGACCAGCAAAGAAGAGAGAAACUGAAAAAGAAGAUAGACAGGUAUGAAGAGAAAAUGUGUGAAGGUGCCUCCCGAGCCUGUUCAAGAGAUCGUGCAAUGAUGCUGCCACCCUGUUGUGCAAAGACUUGCUUGGAAGCAGAAGCCCGUCACUUCCCCUGUGCUGCGCAGGGACAGUACCUAGCAGGAGCACCAUCUCCUUAUGUCAAGCAUGGCUUGGUUCGCUCCAGUCCCGUGAAACACACCAGAAAGUGUGCUCGGAAUACAUGCAAGGCAUGCAGGGCGCACUCACACCCAUGUGUCUGCACAUCAAGGUCACCAAGCAAACGCUCUGGAGUUCCGUGCCGUCAUUCUGCUGAUAAUUUUGUGUGCAUUCGUUGUUCCCGGAGGUGUCCCAGAAUGGGUGGCGGGGAUCUUCUAGAGAAACAUGCUGAAUGCUUUACUAGGAACCGAAAACCUUUUAUUCCACGCACCUUAAUAUCGGAUGCUAAACCUUACCUGUCAGAGUACAGGUUUUACAGUCCUGCUCGAAGGAAGAAGAAAAUACGCCGCAAGCAGCGUGUGGAAGCUGAAACACAGACUGAUAUGAUCAGCUUUCCGUCUUCAGACCAAGUUUACACGAGCAAAGCUACGGCUGAACCGCAGAAGAUCCCACCAAAGACCACACCAAAGACCACACCAAAGACCACACCAAAGAUCACACCAAAGGCUGAAGAUAGAAGACAUAUUCUGGAUGAACGUGAGAGAGCAAUAGAUAAAUCUGAACCCUCCAUUCUAAGAGACACAUCACGUCCCCAGAAGAGUUCACCAAGGAGGAGUCCUGAGGAUGAAGAAGAGGAACUUCUAUAUUUAACUUUCAUUGAAGAUGUAACAAAUGAAAUUCUUAGCCUUGGGUUAUUUUCUAACAGGAUUCUGGAUCAAGUGUUUGAAUGGCAUAUAGAAGAAAAUAAGGACCGCUUGGAUGAGGCAAAAAUGCGCCAGAUGUUGGAUGCGCUGAAAGCAGACCUCGGCUGUGGCCCGGACAGCGAGAUAGAGUUCAUCGGGGCUGGYGACGGAGGCCUGGACUCACUGGAUUUGCCGGAGCUCGAGAUGAAAGAUCUCGAGUUUAGCAGUAAAGGUCACAGGCUGAAGAAGGCUACAAAAAGUAAAGAAGGCUUUGAUGCUAUGGAUUUGCCAUUAAAGAAACCAAGCAAAUGUGUAUCACUGUCAGGCAGCGAAAGGUCAGGGGAUUCACGUAGCAGGGAGCGCUUUCCACAGUACACCACAGAAGCAAUGGAUGCUGGGACAGAGUCUGAUUCCUGUGGUGUGGAAUUUGAAGAACGCCCAGACAUUUCACCCACAUGUGAGAUAGCUUCAGGCUUGGCUACUUGUGGCUAUAAGGUACUUGAACCUGAGGAAAGCUUUUCCAUACAAGAGGGAGCUUCAGACUUGGCUACUUGUGACAGUGAUUUGGAAGUCAGUAAGGAACUUGAACCUGAGGAAAGCUGUUCCACACAUGAGGAAGCUUCAGAWUUGGCUGCCUGUGACAGUGAUUUGGAAGUCAGUAAGGAGCUUGAUGAACCUGAGGAAAGCUGUUCCAUACAUGAGGAAGCUUCAGACUUGGCUGCCUGUGACAGUGAUUUGGAAGUCAGUAAGGAGCUUGAGGAAAGCUGUUCCACACGUGAGGCAGCUUCAGAUGUGGUUGCUUGUGACAGCGAUUUGGAAGUCAGUAAGGAACUUGAAGAAAGUUGUUCCACACGUGAGGCAGCUUCAGACUUGGCUGCUUGUGACAGCGAUUUGGAAGUCAAUAAGGAUCUUGAGGAUCUUGAGGAAAGCUUUGCAGAGGACCUUCACAUUUCACAUAGCUAUUGAUAAUAGUAACCAAAACUUAGCUGUUAAACAAGGAUAGAGCUCCUUCUGUGGUGAACUGCCAUUUAUCAGCUAGUAGUAAAUUGUAGGUUUGUUUUCAGUUAUUUCUGUUUUAAAUACUGCUAAGAUCUCUCUAGCAGGAUAUGAUUAAUUGGGCAUAAUCCCUGUGUAAAUUAGACCUUAAAGGAUAACAGGUCAGUUAUCAGAAGAACUUUGUAUAUUUUACCUGUAAGUUUAUAACUCGAAACAAGCUUGAGAAUAUUAAAAUUAGAUUUAUAUUUUUAAAAGCUGUAGUAGUAAGUUAUGAAAUACUUGUUUUUUAAAAUAAAUUAAUUAAUAGUGCAGUUGUGGUCCUGCUAUAAAGAUCUGAGAUUUUGGAGUCUAUAAGAAUUCUACAAUUUAACACUGAUUUAGCAUCAAUGUCCUCUUCCAAAAUAGACAAACUCCAUGCAGUAUACUAUGUUGCCACUCACAGAAGCCCGCAAAUGAAAAAUCAAAUUAUUUCACAAGAAGAAAACCCAACUUUUAACAGAUCUAUGUAGAUUAAUGACUGUAGUUUUCUGUUUUCAGUUAACUGAAUGACACCGGUAAGUUUAAUUUCUGGCUCUGAUGACAACUCUGGCAUAGCAUUCUGCAUCAGGCUUUGGUUUUGGAAAAGGAUUGAGUUGUUUACUUUUGGAUGAGUAGAAUUGUCUAGUAGAAGGCACAUCAGGCACCUAGUACAGCAAAUAGAGUAGAGGUGGUAUAUUUUCUGGUUAAAGUUUAAAUUGAAGUUAGCACAUGCAUUGCAUAAAAUCAACCCAAAUUUCAUUGCUUUAGUAGAGUAAAACUAUUGCCUGACAUUGCCAUUACUGCAGAAUGAGCUCAACGGAUUCUGAGGAAAUGCUGGCAAGUUAUAUUGUCUUGCUGUAGCUCAGGAACUGGGAGAAGUCAGGAACUGGAUAAAGCUUGUCCCCUAAUAUCUCCUAGGGUCAGUUUUAACCUUCUUCCUCCAAGGUCAAGCCCAAGUUGUACCAAUUCAUACAUAACAACUGCCAGCAACUGCCUCCCCUGUACCUUGUGASCAUCGACCAAAGACUAAUUCCAUGGCCCAGAUUGCAGCUUCAGGUAGCUUCUAUAGACACAGACCACUGCUUCACUUGUGACACAUAAACUUUCAGACAAAAAAAAAGAAAUGUCAUAAAACAACUAGAGGAAGCCAGUCAAGCGAAAUUUAUCUGGUCUGGCACAAUCACAGCACUGAGUACAGAAUAUUAUUCACAAAGAAAGCAACAGGCACUUUCCUGGGUGCCUUGUCCACAAUAAUAAAUUGCACUUGUUGCAAUGACARCAGAGUUUCUUCUAGCCAUGUACAUGUGGCUGGGCAGAUGAGAAUCAGCCUUUCAUCUGCCACACUCAGCUGGCUGCCUUGUAAAUCUGGCCUGCAGCGUGAGUGCUCUGGCUCACUGAAAAGCAGGUGAGAUAAUCAGAGGACUUUUCCAUCCCCCCCAUUAGAGCCUGUCUUGUUGGAAAGAUGUGGCCACACAGCUGAGUCAUUACAGUGCAGGGAGGGUUUGUCCUCAAUCACAAGUGAUCACAGCCCUUCUCCAUCCACAAGGAAACUCCCUCUCUCUUGGUUACCCCAGAGAGCUGAAGGGAAGGGGAUGCCGUAGGAAACGUGUUGUUCUGUUACGAACAAUUCUGAUACAGAGGGAAUAGUUAGAUGUAUCCAAGUAUAAAGUCUCUUUGCUCCUCAGACAGAACUUCACCCACUCUUGUGGCCCUCCAUUCYGAGUUCUCCAUUCUUGGUCAACAAUGGGAAUUUAACAGGGGGUUUUCCUACCUAUCUGUAUUUGUGACUUGUGCAUCAUUAAAAAAGGUCACUCAGCAAACUUCGGCUUCUUGUCAACAUGAGUCUGAUUAAAGAUUAAUAAGAAAAUCACAUUCAAAUUCUGUAAAUGAAAAAAAUACUGCAAGAAGACAUCACAGCAGUGAACUUCACAGAAAGGCACAAGUAAUGACAUACUCAUUUCCUGUGAUAUGAAUAACACAAAAUAAAUAAAAACAGUUCCUUGACCAUAUUUCCUGUUCAUGAGCUGUCACAACUUCAAUGACUUUGUUUUCUGUGUAGAUGCAACUUAAAAGAGGAAAUAAAUUGAUUAAAACAGACCUUUCUCAAACAAAGUACCUGUCUGCCU
Molecule: messenger RNA, 4360 nt
Organism: Malurus melanocephalus (red-backed fairy wren)
Lineage: Eukaryota; Metazoa; Chordata; Aves; Passeriformes; Maluridae
Gene: SPATA7
Product: spermatogenesis associated 7
Exons: 12
Coding region: 75-2186 (703 amino acids)
Biological process (GO): protein localization to photoreceptor connecting cilium; protein localization to photoreceptor outer segment; microtubule cytoskeleton organization
Cellular component (GO): photoreceptor distal connecting cilium; rod photoreceptor outer segment; ciliary basal body
Source: RefSeq, a predicted model, not a curated record